Molecule: messenger RNA, 926 nt
Organism: Photinus pyralis (common eastern firefly)
Lineage: Eukaryota; Metazoa; Arthropoda; Insecta; Coleoptera; Lampyridae
Exons: 2
Coding region: 5-925 (306 amino acids)
Biological process (GO): DNA integration; DNA recombination
Molecular function (GO): DNA binding
Source: RefSeq, a predicted model, not a curated record
AAUAAUGAGCAAGAGCUACAAAAGUUCUACGUUGUGGAAGAAUUACUCGAUGCUCCGAUCUAUGUUGAAUGUUCGAGAGAAUAUUGAUAUUUCUAAAUUUAUGAAACUGCAGGCAUUAUUAAGACGAAAAUCAGUUGGAUAUGAGGCAAAGAAGUUUAAAAUAUUACAAUAUCCUGAAUUAGAAAGAUUCAUUAAUGAAGCACCCAACACAGAGUAUUUGGCAGCGAAGGUAAUUCUAAUAAUUGGUUAUUCCGGAGCAUGCAGGCGGGAGGAACUAAAAAAUUUGCUUACGGAUGAUAUAGACUACAAGUCCGAUUCAAUUUUUGUGACGGUACCAAAAACCAAAACUAAACGUCCAAGGCUAUUUGCAAUUACAAAUGCAAUGUGGAUAGGCUUAAUCAAGGAGUAUGCUUGCUUAAGACCUGUACAUAUAACCCACAAACGGUUUUUCAUAUUUUAUCGACAAGGACGUUGCACGGUGCAACCAAUUGGUUUGAACAAAAUAGGCGAGAUGCCCCGAAUUAUUGCAAGAUAUCUCAAGUUGCGGAACUGCGAUGAAUAUUCCGGGCAUUGCUUUCGCCGAUCAUCAGCAUCACACUUGGCGAACAAUGGUGCAGAUAUAAUGACACUGAAGCAACAUGGUGGGUGGAAAAGUUCCUCAACAGCAGAGGGUUACGUUGAUCAAUCUAAAAAAAAAAGAAUUGAAGUCGCAGAGUUACUUUCGGUUUCGACUACUCAAUCCAAACAACCUCAAGCUGGACCCUCCACGAAACCAUGUACUGUUACUAGCGGAAAACAAUCCACCCUCGAAUCCACCACUGUUAACUCGUUACAAAAUGUCCCCGGAAUUACUAUAAAUGCAGGUGAACAUUCCACGGUGACUGUUAAAAUUUAUAACAAUUGUUCUUUUAAGAACGAAAGUUAGG